Molecule: messenger RNA, 3479 nt
Organism: Chrysoperla carnea
Lineage: Eukaryota; Metazoa; Arthropoda; Insecta; Neuroptera; Chrysopidae
Product: zinc finger protein 26-like
Exons: 12
Coding region: 30-3479 (1149 amino acids)
Biological process (GO): regulation of DNA-templated transcription
Cellular component (GO): nucleus
Molecular function (GO): zinc ion binding; RNA polymerase II cis-regulatory region sequence-specific DNA binding; DNA-binding transcription factor activity, RNA polymerase II-specific
Source: RefSeq, a predicted model, not a curated record
UAAAAGAAUGUACUUCAAUACAAAUUGAUAUGGAGGAUGAUUUGCCGAAAUUAAUUUGCGUGGAAUGUACGAAGAAACUAAAUACUGCGUUUGAAUUUAGAAAACAAUGUGAAUUGACUCAAAAAAUUUUAUUACAAUUUAAAGAUUUUGGGGCAACACGUCCUGUUAAAUUUGAAAGUAACGGAUCAAAUCCUCAAUCUCAUAAAACUGAAAAUUUAGAAACAAAUGAAAUAGAUAUUAAAUCCGAAGAUUCUUUUAAUAUAAACGAAAAUAAUUCGGACACAUGUGAUGAAAUUAAUAAGUUUAAAAUAAACUAUGAAUCGAACAUUUUGAAAACUAAAGCUUUAAGUUUCGGUAGUGUAGGUGAGACUAUUGAAACUACUACGAAUGAAAAUAAGAAUUCUUUAGACGUUUUGAAGAAACAAAAUUUCAACUUGGAGAAUAUAAACACCAACACUGUAAAAAAUAGUUUAUCUUGUAAUUUAGAUGAUCAGCCUUUAAACAAAAGAUUAAAAAUAGAAAACAGUGACUCAAUUUCAGAAGAUUAUGAUUGUGAUAUACCUAUUCAAAGUAGUGACGAAUCUAUAGUUUUAAGAAAAAAUAAAUACAAAAAAAAAUCUAUCAAACCAAAUGAUAAAAGAAAAGUCAAAAAAGCUGACCUUACUUUAAAAAAUGGUAUAUCAUGCCCUCAAUGUAAAAAAUCUUUUGAAUUAGAAGCAGAUUUAGAAAUUCAUAUGUUAAAACAUAAAAAAUUUGAUGAGUUCAUUUGUCCUAAAUGCUCUAAAUCUUUCGAAAAUGAACGGAGUUUAAAACAACAUUUCAAUACACACAUGAUUGAUAAGCCGUAUAAAUGCAAUUUUUGUGAUAAAAGUUUUGCUAAAUCAGGGGAUCGAAAUCGUCAUUUACGAAUUCAUACAGGUGAAAAACCUCAUGUAUGCUCUACAUGUGGGGAACGAUUCAUGGAAUCGAGUAAAUUAUCACGUCAUAUGAAAUAUCAUCUUGGUAUAAAAAAUUUCGUGUGUACAGUUUGUUCUAAAUCGUUUACUUUUUCACAAGAGCUUAAACGUCAUAUGCUUAUGCAUACUGGUGAAAAACCUUACUUGUGUACAGAAUGUGGGAAAAGUUUUCGUCAGCUGCAAAGCUAUAAAGAACAUCAAAUUACACAUUCGGGUGAACGUCCGUAUUCAUGUACAGAAUGUGAGAAGACUUUCACUUUGAGUAAAUAUUUAAAAUGGCAUAUGCGUUCACAUACAGGUGAAAAACCAUUUGUUUGUAAAAUAUGUGAGAUGGCUUUUACAACAGCACGUGCUCUUGUUAGACACAAUCGAUCUCAUACUGGAGAAAGGCCGUAUUCUUGUGAUAUUUGUAAAAAAACUUUUAAAUCAAGUCAGGAAGUAACUCAACAUAAACGGACCCAUAAUAAAAUUCCCCAAUUUUUCCUUAAGCAAGGGGAUAGUCCAUAUUGGUGUGAUAUUUGUGGAAAGACUUUUAAGGCAAAUAAAUAUUUAACACGCCAUAAACGAGAAGCACAUGUUGAGGGAAAACCAUAUUCCUGUGAUUUAUGUGAAAAGGCUUUUAAAUAUAGUAAACAUUUACGAGCACAUAAACGAACACAUGACGAAACAAGGCAAUUUCGGGGUGGGAUUAAAAUUGAAAUGGAAGAAGAUAGUAUCAUACAAACAAAUUUUCAAAAAAUUUGUAGAACCUGUUUGAUAAAAAAAGAUAAUUUACAAGCUAUUUUCCGUAUCGUAGAUUUAUUAAAAGAAUGCACUUCAAUACAAAUUGAUAUGGAAGAUGAUUUACCAAAAUUAAUUUGCCUCGAAUGUACUAACAAACUAAACACGGCCUUUGAAUUCAGAAAACAAUGUGAAGUAUCUCAAAAAAUUUUGUUACAACUAAGGCAGUUCGGUGAAACUUCUGUUAAACUUGAAAGUAACGGAUCAAAUGUUCAUUUACAAAAUGGAAAAAACGAAAAUUUAGAAUUAAAUGAAAUCUAUAUUAAAUCCGAGGAAUCUUUUAAAAACGAAAUAAAUUCUGAUACAUCCGAUGAAAAUAAUAAAUUUGACGAUGUUUUUAAUUUUGUGAAAGUUAAACAGCUAACCAGUAUACAUGAGUUUGUCGAAACUAAAAAUAUUUUAGACGUUUCUAAAACUCAAAAUAUUAAUGUAGAAAGUGUAGAUACUAAUCUUUCAAAGGACAGUUUACUUAGUGAUUUUAAGGACAAAGAUUUAGAUAAUAGAUUAAAGAUUGAAGAUGAAAAUGAAGAAGAUAUUCAUGAAAAUAACGAUUGCGAUGCAGGAAAUAGUGAUGAUGAAUCUUUAGCUUUAAGGAAAAAUAAAUGUAAAAAAAAGUCUAGUAAGUUAAAGGUAAAGAGAGAAUUGCAAGUGAAACAAGAUACUCUUACAAUAAAAAAUGGAUUAUCAUGCCCAAAAUGUAAAAAAUAUUUUGAAUUAGAAACAGAUCUGGAAAUUCAUAUGUUAAAACAUAAAAAGUUUGAUGAAUAUAUUUGUCCUAAAUGUUCAAAGUCUUUCGAAACUGUUACAAAGUUAAAAAGACAUCUUAGCACACAUUUGAUUAACAAACCGUAUAGAUGCAAUUUUUGUAAUAAAAGUUUUAUUGAAGCUCGUAACAGAAAUCGUCAUUUACUGGUUCAUAAAGGUGAUAAAGAUACUUCUAAUCAAAAUAGUGACGAAUCAAUUGCUUUGGGAAAACAUAAGUUAUUUAACAUUCCAACAAGAGACGGACUUCCAUGUCCUCAAUGUGAAAAAUUUUUUGAAUUACAAACAGACCUAGAAAUUCAUUUGUUGAAACAUAAGAAAUUUGAAGAAUUUGUUUGUCCUAUGUGCUCAAAGUCUUUUGAAAAUGAAAAAAGUUUAAAACGUCAUUUCGAUAGACACAUGAUUGACAAGCCGUACAAAUGUAAUGUUUGUGACAAAAGUUUUGUUAAUUCUGACGAUCGAAAUCGUCAUUCACGAAUUCAUACAGGUGAAAAACCUUACGUAUGCUCAACAUGUGGUAAACGGUUUACAGCUUCUAAUAGAUUGUCACGUCACAUGAAAUAUCAUAUUGGUAUAAAGAAUUUCGUGUGUACAUUUUGUUCUAAAUCGUUCAUGUUUCCACGAGAGCUUAGAGGUCACUUGCGUACGCAUACUGGUGAAAAACCUUACCUAUGUACAGAAUGUGGGGAAAGUUUUAGCCAACUGAAAGGUUUAAAAGUACAUAAAAUAAACCAUACGGGAGAAAGGCCAUUUUCAUGCACAGAAUGUGACAAAACUUUUACUAUAAAUAAAUAUUUAAAAGAACAUAUGCGUAUCCAUACAGGAGAAAAGCCUCAUGUAUGUAAGAUAUGUGGAGUGGGCUAUACAUCGCCAGGUGCUCUUGUUGUACAUAAUCGAACUCAUACUGGGGAGAGACCGUUUCCUUGUGAUAUUUGCGAAAAGACUUUCAAAACAAGUAAAAAUUUAUCACAACAUAAUUAA